AUGUCAAACUCCGGACUAGAUCGCCGAAUAAUACAUUUGGAUCUGGGCAGUUGUCGGGUGACGACAAUGAAGCAUGUUCUGGAACGGGAGCCGGAGUCACGCCUAUGUCUAUCGCUAAAAGCCGACACAAACAUCAAAGCUCAAACUGAACAGGGUACUAGGAUGGCCUUGUUUCCGUACUUCAACGACACGCUGUAUUUGAGCGGAGAUGCAUUUUUGAUACAAAUCUUGCUUGAUGCACUUCGACAUCCGCAGAUGCUUUGUCUUCUUCCGGACAACUUCAACGACUGGAACUCGCUCCUCCGCGAAGUUUGUUUUUGUUUGUUGAAGAUGCAGAAACAAUUUCAGCACUUCGCUGCACAGCAUCUUGGACUAAAGAGGAUCACCAAAUGGAUACAGGAGAACAGGCCCAAUCCGCACACAAUAAUCGUUGCAUAUCAUGGAACUCUGACAUUCGGCAGGCAGGGCUUCGCUGCUGACGUCAACUUC
Messenger RNA from Gongylonema pulchrum, 489 nucleotides. The record is from the annotation of a GenBank genome assembly. Lineage: Eukaryota; Metazoa; Nematoda; Chromadorea; Rhabditida; Gongylonematidae.